AUGGACGCAUUGAAGACAAAGAUUAAUCAAAUGGUUUUGAACUUGAGAGAGUCUAUUCAAAGAAAUACGGCAGCCAGAGAAGCGGCCGAAUUGGCCAACAGUGCCAAGUCGGAAUUCUUAGCCAAUAUGUCCCACGAAAUUCGAACACCAUUGAACGGUAUAAUCGGAAUGACCCAGCUUUCUCUCGAUACCGAGUUAACGCAAUAUCAAAGAGAAAUGCUCUCGAUUGUUCACAAUUUGGCCAACUCUUUAUUGACCAUUAUUGAUGACAUUUUGGAUAUCUCCAAGAUUGAAGCGAACAGGAUGACGGUCGAACAAAUUGACUUUUCUUUAAGAGGAACUGUGUUCGGUGCCUUAAAGACUUUAGCCGUGAAAGCCAUUGAGAAAUCUUUGGAUUUAACCUACCAAUGCGAUUCUUCAUUUCCAGAUAACUUGAUAGGUGAUUCUUUCAGAUUGAGGCAGGUCAUUCUUAAUUUGGCUGGAAACGCUAUAAAGUUUACCAAACAAGGUAAAGUCAGUGUGAGUGUGAAGAAGUCUUCAAAGGUUGUGGAAGAUUCGGAUAAAUUGCUCCUCGAAGUGUGCGUUAGUGAUACUGGUAUUGGUAUUGAGAAGGAUAAACUAGGACUCAUCUUCGACACAUUCUGCCAGGCAGAUGGCUCAACAACAAGAAAGUUUGGUGGAACUGGUUUGGGUUUGUCUAUUUCUAAACAAUUGAUUUUGUUGAUGGGUGGUGAAAUUUGGGUCACUUCUGAUUACGGUUCUGGUUCGAACUUUUACUUCACUGUGAGUGUUUCACCUUCCAAUAUUAGAUAUACGCGGCAAACGGAGCAGCUUCUCCCAUUCAGUUCUCACUACAUACUAUUUGUUUCCACGGAACAUAGCGAGGAAGAAUUGGCCGAAAUUAAGAAUGGUAUCAUCGAAUUGGGAUUAAUCCCUGUUAUUGUUGGUAACACAAGUGAAGCCAACUUAACUGAUCCGGUCAAGUACGACAUUAUUAUGAUCGACUCCAUCGCAACGGCCAAGGAGUUGAGGCUACUUCCAGAAGUGAAAUACAUCCCCCUCGUUCUUUUACAUCACUCCAUUCCUGAAUUGAAUAUGAGAGUAUGCAUUGAUCUAGGGAUCUCAUCUUAUGGUAACACGCCUUGCACCAUUACCGAUUUGGCCAGUGCCAUAAUUCCUGCUCUUGAGCUGAGGUCAAUUUCCCAAAAUACCGAUGAAUCUGUGUCUUACAAGAUUCUUUUGGCGGAAGACAACUUAGUUAACCAAAAGUUAGCAGUUAGAAUCCUCGAAAAACAAGGACAUAGGGUGGAAGUCGUUGAGAAUGGAUUAGAAGCAUUCGAAGCCAUUCAAAAGAGCAAAUACGAUGUUGUUCUUAUGGAUGUACAAAUGCCUGUCAUGGGAGGUUUUGAAGCUACCGAGAAGAUAAGGCAAUGGGAAAAGAGAUCGAAUCCAAUUGAUUCUCUCAGCUUCAGGACACCGAUCAUUGCAUUAACAGCACACGCCAUGUUGGGAGAUAGAGAGAAAUCUUUGGCUAAGGGUAUGGACGAUUAUGUAUCGAAGCCCUUAAAGCCAAAGUUGUUGAUGCAGACCAUCAGCAAGUGCAUCCACAACAUCAAGCAAUUGAAGGAAUUGUCCAAACAGAAUAACAGCAAUCGCACAUCUGAUUUCGCCAAAAAUUUGAAGAAGGGUUCUAUCAAAAACAACGACCAUUCGGCGUCGAACUUCUUGUCAAUAAGUUCAAGCCCCAAUAGUAGGGUAGUAUCACCAAACAAUUAUGGUCAAAGCAGCGCACCCUCAUCCGGUGUCGAAUCGCCAAGGGUGAAUAGCCCCAAGAUGAGGAAGACAAAUUCGAACGAUGUUAUAACUCACGGUCGACCAGGGCAAUUGUCAAAUGAUAAUAGGUCGGUAACAGAAAGUAUCUUAUCUUACGGAUCAAGGGCUGGAACUGCAGAACCGAUGGAGAUUGAUGAUGAAUCUCGUUUUGAACAUCUAGAUUAG
Messenger RNA from Meyerozyma guilliermondii ATCC 6260, 1998 nucleotides. RefSeq names its product Nik1p (gene NIK1). Gene Ontology annotation, molecular function: phosphorelay sensor kinase activity. Bases 1 to 1998 code for a protein of 665 amino acids. NCBI's taxonomy places the organism in Eukaryota, Fungi, Ascomycota, Pichiomycetes, Serinales, Debaryomycetaceae. Gene Ontology annotation, biological process: phosphorylation; phosphorelay signal transduction system; cellular hyperosmotic response. The transcript has a single exon. The record is from RefSeq and is a predicted model, not a curated record.